Molecule: messenger RNA, 2978 nt
Organism: Protopterus annectens (West African lungfish)
Lineage: Eukaryota; Metazoa; Chordata; Ceratodontiformes; Protopteridae
Gene: SYT9
Product: synaptotagmin 9
Exons: 7
Coding region: 624-2165 (513 amino acids)
Biological process (GO): cellular response to calcium ion; regulation of dopamine secretion; calcium-ion regulated exocytosis
Cellular component (GO): dense core granule; membrane
Molecular function (GO): phosphatidylserine binding; SNARE binding; calcium-dependent phospholipid binding
Source: RefSeq, a predicted model, not a curated record
AAUGUUAAAUUAACCUAUUACUUCCGUAUCAGAACGCACUUUAACUAACCUAACUUGAUUUUUUUUCCUUAAGUAACACAUUAGAUCUUAUUUAGAACAGUACGAAUCCCCACAGAGCCUCCAAUGGGAAUCAAACUGGGCAUCAAAGACUUGGUAAUUAGCAGAGCAGUAUGAAGCAAGGAAGCUAAGAAAUUCAUUCCCUGGGUGGCUGCACGAAGGGCUAAAUGCCAGCAGAAGGACUGGAAGCUUUUCAGUCUGUCUUGCCUUCAGACAAGAGUACUUCAUCACUGACGCACUAGUGGGCUGUAAUCUGAAUGGAGCUGAGUAAUGAGGGCAGUGUUCCUUCCAGAUGAAUCAGGGGGGUUCCGCACCCUGAACUUCAAUGGACUGUAUGUGUGCGUAUGUCUGCCAAGAGGAGUCUUUGCAAAAGCACUUAUACCUGUGUGAUGGAGUACUGUGGAUUGCUGGGAGCCUCUCCAUGGCGACAGAUGCUGCUGGAAGCGCAGAGGUGGUAGGCACCUGGCUGAGGCGCACGGAUAAGGGAGGGCAGCGUCUGGGUUAGCGGAUCGAAUGGUGUGGGGCGCUCCGGAGUGCUCCUCCAUUCAGAAGGAUGCUGUUGGGAAAUGCCUUCCGACAGAGAGGACGAUAUUUGUCAAAAAGCACUUCAGCUGGUUUCAGAUCUGUGUUCGAGCGGCGCUGUGGACAACGAAAACUGCUUUGAUUUCAUUCACUCGUUGAGGGAUCGAGGGAGACCUCGCCAUAUAGAUGCAGAUGUGUCUGUGAGCCUUCUUUCAUUGGUUGUCACCGCUUGUGGACUUGCUUUAUUUGGUGUUUCCCUUUUUGUUUCGUGGAAGCUUUGCUGGGUCCCAUGGAGAGACCGAGGAUUUUCACUGACGAAGAAGGAGGAAAGUCCAGAUCAACAACAUUGUACAGAUACAGAGACCAAUGAACAGGAUUACAGUGACGAUUCUGUGCGACAGCCUAUUGCGUUUACUGAGUCAGCCAUGAAGAUCAGUCACACCUCUCCUGAUAUCCCAACAGAUGCCCAGGCUGGGACCAAAGAGAACUGUGUUCAUAAUGUCCGUAUGCAUCGUCAAACAACUGAACCAGCUUCAUCUGCACGGCACAAUUCAAUCCGAAGACAAUUGAAUCUCUCAAAUCCAGAUUUCACCAUCCAGCAGUUCCAAAAACAGGACUCCCUGUCUGGACUAGGACGCAUUAAACCAGAGCUCUACAAGCAGAAAUCAGUGGACACAGAUGAUGGCAGGAGAAGCAACAGCAAAUUUUGUGGAAAACUCAAUUUUAUUAUUAAAUAUGACUGUGAUAUGGAACAGCUAAUUGUUAAAAUUCAUAAAGCAACAAAUUUGCCAGCAAAAGACUUCUCAGGUACUUCGGACCCCUAUGUAAAGAUUUAUUUACUGCCAGACAGAAAAAUGAAACACCAGACUAAGGUUCACAGGAAAACUCUUAACCCCAUUUUUGAUGAAGUGUUUUUAUUUCCUGUACCGUAUAAUGAUCUUCCCAACAGAAAACUACAUUUCAGUGUAUAUGACUUUGACAGAUUUUCACGGCAUGACUUGAUUGGACAGGUGGUAGUGGACAAUUUUUUAGAACUGCCAGAUUUUCCAGGAGAAACAAACCUAUGGAGGGAUAUAGAAUAUGUUACCUCUGAUAAUGUGGAUCUUGGAGAGUUGAUGUUUUCUCUCUGUUAUCUCCCAACCGCUGGAAGAUUAACAAUUACAAUAAUAAAAGCAAGAAAUCUCAAAGCCAUGGAUAUAACAGGGGCAUCAGAUCCCUAUGUCAAAGUUUCACUGAUGUGUGAUGGAAGGAGACUGAAGAAAAGGAAAACGUCAACAAAGAGAAAUACCUUAAAUCCAGUUUACAACGAAGCCAUAGUUUUUGAUGUUCCUCCAGAAAACAUUGAUCAAGUGAGCCUGUUAAUUGCUGUCAUGGAUUAUGACAGAGUAGGUCAUAAUGAGGUUAUCGGCAUUAAUCGAGUGGGAAAUUAUGUUGACAGCCUUGGGCGUGACCACUGGAAUGAAAUGUUAGCAUAUCCCAGGAAACCAAUAGCUCACUGGCAUCCACUUGUAGAGUGGGUUGGACAAACUGGUACAAAUGGAAGUCAAGGGUCGUUUAAUUCUCUGAAAGGCCCUCCGUCUCCAUGAAGAAAUUAUGAAAUCUGCAGGGAUACACAUAUGUACUGAAGGGCUGCAAUGAAACUCUUCACUGAACGUCUCAACAGUCAUCUGCUGACAGGCUGUCAAUGAGCUAAAUUCCUUGAAACCUUGAAGGACACCUUUGCAGCUGUUGUAGGGUAUAUGGCAGGCAUGUUAGCUUGGCUGCAUGCUGGGUGCUCAUUAUUUUCACAUUGUUUCACAAAUGCUGUCAGUAUAUGUUUGAGUAACAUGUAUUUUAAAUUCCAAAGCGAUGUAGCAUUACAUUUUAAAGUGAGUGGUUUACAAAUAGCCUUAGUAUGUGUUUGUGUUUUUUCUAUGUUUUGGGCAAAUAAAGACACAUUCUAUCUACAAGAAUGCAUAACUGUGUUGUAAGAUUCCUAUAUUGAAAGUGCAUGGGUCAUAUUUGUAGCACAUUGUAUCAGUUCUCAUUACACAUUUACAUUUUUCUAAUGUUAAAAUAUGAUUUAGUUGAUGUAGUCAGUCAAAUAAGAAAUGUAAAAUGUGCUUACGUUUUCAAACUCCUCUGUUCAAAAUGUUUAUUAGUUAAUUAUGUGCACAAUUGUUUAUUUGUAAUACGCAUUUAUUCUCAAAGUCAGAUUUAAUAAAUUAUAAUAAAUAAAAGAAUAUAACAUUUCUUACAAUUUAGAAAUAGUUUUUAAAGAAAUACAAAAUUGUUUCUAGUUCUAUCCUUGAAUGAAUAUUUACAGUUCUUUCUAAAGCUGUCUCUGUUGUAUUCCUCUGUAAGACCAUUACAAUUAUUUGUACAGAUGGUUUAAAAUAAAAUCUAUCAAUAUUUGGGAA